AUGAGAAUGGAUCCUCUAGAAUCACCAAAACGACAUAUUGCCCCCCUAAAAAUCGAAAAAGGGCAUUCGAACUUUCACAUGAACCGCUCCUAUUCGGCUCAACAUCGCCUCGAGAUGAGCCCUCCUUUGACGCCCUACAGUGGGGGAGACGACAACUCGGAAAAACCGAGGAAUGUCUUUCACAAUUAUCUUCGCGCGUUCUACCCUUACCACCCGUCGGGCAAUGUAUCUCCGUCAACUGUCACCCUCCCGCUGGAUCAGGGCGACAUUAUCCUUGUUCACUCCGUUCACACCAAUGGCUGGGCCGAUGGCACUCUGCUAGAUACAGGCGCCAGGGGCUGGUUACCCACGAAUUAUUGCGAAGCAUAUGAUCAACAACAAAUGCGCCCGCUGCUCAAAGCAUUGACUGACUUCUGGGAUAUUAUCCGAGGCGGGUGCCGGCUUGUUAUGAAUGAGACCGGCAAUCAGGAUCUUGUACGAGGCUUGAUUGCCGGGGUUCGCUAUCUCUUGCAAAAAUCCGAAUGCCUGACCCGCGACUGCAUGCUGGUCACUAAUCAUGACGGGUUGCGCAGGAACCGCAAAGGAUUGCUGGCGGAUCUAUCGUCUCUGGUCCGAACAACCAAGAAGUUCCAAGAAGUUGCGACCAAAAGUACGAUACAGGAUGAUAUUGACUACUUGGUGGAUGAGAUGCUGCUCAAGGCAUUUCGAAUUGUGACUCGUGGCGUUCGUUUCCUCGACGUGUGGAAUGAGGAGGUUGGAUUGAGUAGGACGAUCGCCGAAUUGGAGCAACAAUCAACACGCUACGACCUUUCGCCUCGAACGACCACCGAGACGAAGCCAGCAGCGGACUUAGAGGCAGAGGGGGAGACUGAGCAGAAUGAGUCCAGACUGCUCAACCGCAGCCGACUAGACAUGAGUCGAGCAUCCACCCACAUGGACGAUGCGCAGCCGGCCCGGUCUGUUUCGGUGGCCACCAAACGAAUCUCCAUAUCCCACCGAGUGUCGUACUCGGGACCCGCUGCCGCGGCCCGGAAUCUCAAUUUAGCGUCGGAGCGACUGAACUCGUCAUACGAUGCCUUUCUUGGCGUGUUGGGCUCAUUCAUUGGCUUACAUCUGCAGUCUCGGUCGUCAACGGAACUAGUGGUGACCACGGAGCAGUCCGUGCGCUCCUGCCGGGCUUUACUAACCGUCAUUGAGGCCGCUUGUGAGCAUGACCCACAGGGCAGUGGGUUGUUGGAGCAAGCCAGAGACGCUAUGUACGAACGACUAUCUGAAUUAGUGUACGCUGCGCGGGACGCCUUCCGCCCAGCUCACUCCCCCGACGACGAACUAGUUUUUUUGCCCGAUGAGGGGAAGCGCUUGGUGGAUGCUGCCACGGACUGUGUCCGCGCGGCGGGGAACUGUCUGGCCAAAGCGCGCUUGAUGCUGGAGGAAUGUGGCGACUUUGAGCUCGAGGCCAUGCCGCAAGAUAUGGCCCCUGCGGCGAUAAUGCUGCCAGACCUAAACCUGACUCCGCAGCCCCCGCAGCCUGACACUUUCGACAGCAACUCAACCCGCCCACAGGAUGUCUCACUUCGAUUGCCCCCUCCUCCUUUGCAGAUCCCCAUCUCGACUGAUGCUGCUUACUCCUCCUCUCCACCAGGACUGACUGAUGACAGCACCCCCUCUUCUUUCCAAUCGCGUGGUGGAGCAAUCACUCCGGCCGCUGCUAGCACCGACGUUUUAUUCCAGUCCACAAGUAUCCUUUCGUCGAGCUUGGACAAACUCUCAUUCUCUUCUCAUGACACGCAACCAUUCGAGUACCGGAAUAGUCAGCUCAAGUCUGAGCCGAGUGAAUCUUUCGGCCGUGGGGUAACAAGCAAUGGAAGCAGCUUCACGUUCCACAGCCGUCUUCGUGAUUCAGAAAUGAGCGGGGUUUCGCAAACCUCGACACGAGCUACGUCGCCAGAUAUCGGAAACAGCUACCAGACUCCGUGCUUGCGAGGCAGCUUGAGCCAUUCCACGCUGGCCGAAGAGCAUGAAGAGACCGAGGCCAACGUUCUUGAGCGAACCUACGCCCACGAGCUGAUCUUUAAAGAUGGUCAGGUGAUGGGUGGCAGCCUUCGUGCCCUUGUCGAAAGACUUACAGCCCAUCAGUCAACCCCGGACGCCAUGUUCGUUUCGACCUUCUACCUAACCUUCCGCCUGUUCGCGACACCUUUGGAAUUUGCGGAAACUUUAGUGGGUCGGUUCAACUACAUUGGUGAUACACCCCACGCCGCAGGUCCUGUUCGUCUUCGUGUAUACAACGUUUUCAAGGGAUGGCUGGAGUCGCACUGGCGACAUGACUGCGACAAUGCUGCACUCGACUACAUCACCGGAUUCGCCAAUACAAAUCUUAGAUACAACCUGCCUACUGCCAGCAAGCGCCUCUUGGAACUUGCGGAGAAGGUCUCGAUGGUUCAUGGCCCGGUUGUGCCGCGUCUGGUUUCCUCCAUGGGAAAAACAAAUACUGCCACUGCCCAAUACAUUCAUCCAGAUACCCCGCUUCCCCCGCCCAUCUUGGGCAAGAAAGAAGUGGCGCUACUGAAGCAGUGGAAGAGUGGGGAAAGCAAUAUCACAAUUCUUGAUUUCGACCCUCUUGAACUGGCUCGCCAAUUCACCAUCAAGGAAUCGCGAAUCUUCUGCGCCAUACUACCCGAGGAGUUGCUUGCGACUGAGUGGAUGAAAAAGUCCGCCUCACUGGCGGUCAAUGUCCGCGCUAUGUCAACCUUAUCAACAGAUUUGGCGCACCUUGUGGCGGACUCGAUACUCCAGCUGGAGGAACCGAAGAAGCGUGCGGCUAUCAUCAAGCACUGGGUCAAGAUCGCCAACAAGUGCUUGGAGUUGAAUAACUACGACUCAUUGAUGGCCAUUAUCUGCUCUUUGAACUCGUCGAUGAUCUCGCGUCUCAAGCGGACAUGGGAGGCUGUGUCCCAGAAGACGAAGACUACUCUCGAGUCUCUUCGUGUAAUUGUCGACGUCUCGCGAAACUACGCGGUUCUUCGUCAGCGUCUCCAAAACCAUGUGCCACCUUGCUUGCCGUUUGUCGGCACCUACUUGACAGACCUGACAUUUGUCGACCACGGCAACCAGCCGCUCCGCUCCCUACCCACGGACGAUGGAGAAAUGGCCGUGAUCAACUUUGAUAAACACAUGAAGACGGCGAAGAUCAUCAGCGAAUUGCAACGCUUCCAGAUUCCAUACCGUCUUACGGAAGUGCCAGAGUUGCAGGCAUGGAUGCAAAACGAGCUGGUUCGGGUUCGUUCCACCGGUGAAAAGAGUUUACAGACGUUCUAUCGCCGGUCGCUCAUCCUCGAGCCCCGUGAGGCGCCUCAGCAGCAGCGUACAUUGCAGACGGAGUCCAGUUCCUCCUCGAUCCUAGAGAAUGCCAAGGACAAAUUCGAAUUCCUGUCGUGGACGCACCCCUCGAAAACCAAGUCGGUAGCGACAAAUGGCUGA
This is a messenger RNA of Aspergillus aculeatus ATCC 16872, 3480 nucleotides long. Its product is annotated as guanine nucleotide exchange factor. The transcript is spliced from 2 exons. Gene Ontology annotation, biological process: positive regulation of GTPase activity; Ras protein signal transduction. Gene Ontology annotation, molecular function: guanyl-nucleotide exchange factor activity; protein binding. Gene Ontology annotation, cellular component: plasma membrane. NCBI's taxonomy places the organism in Eukaryota, Fungi, Ascomycota, Eurotiomycetes, Eurotiales, Aspergillaceae. The record is from RefSeq and is a predicted model, not a curated record. Bases 1 to 3480 code for a protein of 1159 amino acids.